CUUUUGUCGGCUUCUCUCGCUCGGGUGUUUCCGUCGCGGGCCGCAGCGCUUCGGCUCCGCUCGGCUCUUUCCGCCGCGGCCGGCUGUCGCCUUCGGCCCCGCGCGCUCCGGCCGGCCGCCCGCUCCGCCCUGCCCAUGUCGGACGUGCUGGCCGUCGCCGCCGGCUCCCGCUUCGAGCCCCCGGCUGCCGGCGCGCCGCGCGGACCCGCGCCCCCAGAAAAUGAAGACUUAGCCCAAAAGACAGAGUCUGCAGAUCAGCUGGUUGAUUCUUUGGAGUCCAGUACUUUGCAGAGCAGGUCGCAGACUGGGUCGCUCGUGAAUGCAGGCACCACAGAGGAUUCCAAGGAAGGAGCUGGCUCUUUGGAGGAUCAGGAAGUGACAGAACUAGAAGAGAAGCUGCCUGACCAAAUCCAGUCCCUCAAAGAGGAGGCUGUUGUUCGGAUGACCAACUACCAUGUACCCCAAGGAGCAGGGGAUAUAGUCAUGAUUCAGUCAGAUCACACUGGUGCUGUGGAUAUCCUUUCAGCGGAGCUGGAGACUGCAGACCUCCUUGGGGAACAGAGGAAAGCUCAGCCUCCCCCUCUGGCUCCACCCACCAUGUGGACCACUGAGAAGACGAAGGAAUUCAAAGCCAAGGUGGGAAAGGAGAAGAAUGGCCGGAUGGUGGUGAAGCGAGGCGAGGUGGUGACAGUCCGUGUGCCAACCCAUCCUGAUGGGAAAUGCAUUUGCUGGGAGUUUGCUACAGAUGAUUACGACAUUGGUUUUGGAGUCUACUUUGACUGGACCACAGUUACUAGCACUGCCAUUACUGUUCAGGUCAGCGAAUCCAGUGAUGAGGAGGAUGAAGAGGAGGAGGAGGAAAAUGAAGGACUUGCCCCUGUUGGUGAUGUGGAAAGGGGCUCCAAAAGCUAUCUGCGGAACCGCUAUGGAGAGAUCAUGCCAGUAUAUCGGAGGAACAGCCAUCGGGAGGUGCAGGCAGGCAGCCACGAGUACCCAGGCGAGGGCAUCUACCUGCUGAAAUUUGACAACUCAUACUCUCUCCUCCGCAAUAAGACUCUCUUCUUUCAUGUCUAUUACACUAGCUGAACUAAAGGGAAGGGCAGGGACGGCAGGCAGGUAAUGGUGAAUGUAGCGGGCUGCCACCUAACCUUGGUACUGCCUGAUGGGCACUGCUGUGUGACAACCAAGGCACAAUUCUGCCGGCUCUUCUUCAGACACUAACUGGUUUCUCCCCACACCCUCCUUCCCUGCUGUCCCAGUGGAGAAAGGUAGCUGUAUCUGCCUGGUUGUCCACAGGCAGCUGCUCUUUCUGUAAAACUUUGGGAGAUCUGCUCUGUGCAGGCAUUGGGCUGGGCCUUCAUGUCACAGCUGGAAAAUGCCCAGAGCCCAAGUUCAGGUGGUCGUGGUUUCAAUCUGUUGCGCUGGUACAAAAUGAAGUGAAAAUAUUUUUGAUCUGUUACUAUUUUGUGAGUAACUUUUCCAACUCUCCUGCUGCAUCUGCAUCACUAGAGGGCAGCUGUCAGCUGCAGUGAGCCAAAAGCACAGCUGGCUUAUCACCUGGCCACUUAGAUGCCAUCACCUACCACCACUACAUGUCACCAGCACCUCGUGCUUCCUCCAGUCGUGCGGGUGGGGGCGCAGCUGGCCAGCGGCAGCCCCUGCUGCAGUGGCUUGGCCAUGCUACAACAGGCAGCCCCUAACGGCAGUCAUGGCAUGUGUUUGAACGGGGUUGGGGGGAGGGUGCACACCUGCAAGUCCAUAAGAAGGUUUCCCUACAGAUGAAUUGGAUGUUAUACCUGUUGAUUGUAGGAAUGUGUAGGUUAUUAUAAAACUUCAGUGACCACCAAAAUUUUUUCUGUAAUGCAGAUGUGAAGGAGAAGAAAUUACUUACUGCUGUGCUGAGUAAAUACGAGAAGGUUGGAGUACAACCAAAAAAUAGGAAAUGUUUCAUAGUAGCAGCAUGUUGGUUCACUGGUAUUGCUGCCAGCUGGAUAAUACCACAUGUAGCAAGAAAAAAAGGCUCCCCAGAGAAGUGUAGCUUGUCUGCUGCUAUUGCUGUUGCAAAGAUAUUGUUGGAAAAGGACAUCUUUUCUCAGAAACUUGAAGGGUAUGGGAUUUAAAUAAUCCUUUCUGUGAACCAGAAUCAGCAAGGCCAUUGCUAACCCUGACUGUGUGGUAAAGGGUGGAGUUCCUUGGCAUGUUUUGGUGGCUAGUGGUGGCGUUGGUGAUCACCUUCUGCUCAAGUACUGGCAGAGUUGAACAAGGAUUAAAUUAAUCCUUCAGAGAUGAAUUUUAAAUCAUGUUUAUCUGUAACUUGUUUAUUUUAAUACUUUUAAAUUGAAAUCAUUCUCUUUUCUAAGAAUACUGCUGUAUCUACAUUUUUGAUACCUCUUUGCAAAGACACAAAAUAGCUGUUUGCAUGGUAAUUCUAGUAGAAUUCUGAGUUUUAUUUUUAAAUCCUCCAGGUAAAGCACCUUUACUUGGUCUGUUCCUUCUACUGAGAGGAAUGAUGGACAAAAUGAUUUUGGGGUAGUUAAAGCCAAAGACUUCACUCUCAUGGGAGGGAUGCAUAUUUCCUAUUAAGGAUAUAUUGUAAUGCUGUGCAAUUUGCUCCAUAUUCAAGCUCUUCUUUUAACUAUCUUUGCUUGCUUAAUUCCCUGCCAUGGAGCACUUAGUAGGUCAAAAUGGUAAGAGAGAGAGCACUCAGUCUACAAUAGAGCAGCCCAGGCUGGGAGCAGGAGUAGUGGAAAUGCAAAGGACACUGGUUGGAGCACAGGGGCUUUCUGGGUGAGCAGGCGGGGAGCAGAGUUGUUGCUGCUUUGGGCUCUGAGAUGGGGAGAAAAGAGCUGCUUUUCUCAAAAGAGAAAGCAAGCGCACCUGGGUAAAGGGGACUGCAAAGCUGCCUUAUUCGAGUGAGGCAACCACAGGACAACCUUGCAGGGGACAGAACAGUAGAGCUUGGUAUCUGUCAGAGUAAGAUGCUCUUUCAUUUAGCAGCUUGGGGAGGACUGUUCCUGCCUUUAGCCUCUCCUGGGGGAGAAGAAGGACCAUCCUGUGGCCUUUGUACAGCAUUUGAAUCAGGCCUGAGCAAUGUGGGUAAGGUGCUGUCUUUUUUUUAUGUCCUUUGUCUAUCAAGUUCCUAGACACUAAACAGAAUAAGAUAGGGAAGACCCUUCAGUCUGACCGCAAUGUCAGCACUGCCCCACUCAAUGACUGCUUUUGGUCCUUUGCUGGGAGUUUCGCAGAACCCUGCAUGCAGUUGCAGGUUAAUGUAUGAUGCACUGUCUGGCGCCUACUCCACUUUCUCAUUAGGAUUUAUUUACAAUGAAGGCAAUUAUCGCUACUCAGUUGCACAGCUCAUUGCAGGCUAGUGGGUUAUCUCCACUAAAAAACUGUUUUCCUUACAGUGUGGCCUUCCUGUUGCUAACUUGCAGCUACUUCCCCCUCCUGUCUGUCUGUUGCUCACAUUAAGGUUUGAAGUAUGUUUUGUCAGGUCAUAAGGAGUAUGGCCUGCCUCACAACCAAUUUUGUCGCUCACUGGCACAUAAAUAGUAUGUGCUACUUUUCAAGCCAUUAAUUGGUGGUUUUAGUUAAGAUGAGUUGCACUGUAGAUGGCAGUCCUAUUGCUCAGUUCUAGCUUUAUGAAGUGUGGACCAACCUAUUAAGGCAGCUCAGGUCGCUUGUUAGGAACUGUGCCCAUCUCCUCGUUUCGCUGACUUAAGCCCACUUAAGCACUGAAUAUGGUUUGUCAUCCCAACCAAUGUGUGCCUGGUCUGCAAAUGCAUUGUGCCCAUAGAUAGGCCUGCUGCAGUGGAACCGAAAGCACUUGGUGUGUUACUUACACCAGGAACUUAAGGUUCCCGGAAGUAUCUGCUAUCUCUUAUGAACACAAGAUAGUUUUAGGCACAGAGUAUUUCAUCUGCAGGAAGCAGAAGCUUCGCAGUCGUACAGGAUAAUUCUUCUUUUUGCUUACGGUUUUUUAAUUUCCACAUUACAUGAGUAUGUUGUUUCUCAGGUAUUCCGAUAGCAUUCAUUACCCAAGUGACAACUUCUUUUUGGAAGGGUCUAUAGUCUUCAUUAAUUUCUGAUAAAUACAAUAGCUUGUCUGUGUGGCUAGUGAUUACCAGCAGCCAUUCCCAUUCAAAAUCGAACCCAUAGCUGGUUCAGACAAGUAACCUUAUUUUUCAUGCCUCCUUUUUUUGUUCGGUGGAUCUCCUGGAUUUGUAUCCAACCCUGCUAUCUGGCUGAGGCAAUGAUGGAAACCCUUCUAUUUUAAUUGCAGACUUUUGGAACUAGACCUUAGGUCUAGAAAGAAAAAUUAAUUAAAAAGGGAGUUGCAAUUCAGAGAGGGAAAUUAAUCCUUGUGAAGGGAAAAUUCCUUUCUUGUUCCCGUGGAAGGAAGAUUUCAGAUAGGUUUUUAAAAUGUGUUUCUUCUCCCUGUAUAUUGUCUAGAAAUCCAAAAAGCUAAAUCAAGGAAGAAGCUUCUUUGCAUUUUGCGUUUGCUUUUGUGAAAGCACAAAUUGUUUUCCAUUUUGUUUUGAAUAUAAUUUAGAUCUAGAAAUACGAUCUACGUGUUCAGCCAGAAAUAUGCCCGUCCUGUAGUGCAGGACUUGCGUAAACAUUAGCUUUAUAAUUGUUUGUUUAUAAUAAUGAGUACAAUCUGUUGGGCAUUUUUUUAUGUCAAAGGUCAUAAGAUCUCCAUUGUUGGUUUUUCUGUGUGCUCUUUGCUUGCUUUUCUUCCCCUUCCCCCCCCCCCCCCCUUAGGUGUAAUGUAGCAGCAGGAGUUUAAAAUGGAUGUGUUUUACCAAGGACAGUGAAAAUCGCUUGAAUCGGGGACCACUUGUACUGAUUUAGUUUACUCACAAGCUCUUUGGAGACCUGUAACAUAGACUCUUGUGAAAGGUUAUUGGUGUCAGAUUGAUUAUUGGUAAUGAGCCAUUUACAUGAACAGGGAAGGUGAAAAUGCGUAAAAGAAAGAGCUUAGUUGUCUGACUUCGGGUGCUAGAAGAAAGUGAAGUUUCUAUGCAACCGAGCGUAAAAGACACAAUGUACCUUUCUUUUUGGCUCUACCCUGUGCACUCGUCUCCUUGUAACUGUGUGUGCAUGUAACCUUCAACUGUGGCCUGCAGUGGGUCAGUUAUUGUGGUGCUGGACCUGGUGAGGUGGGUUAGAGAUGAACCUUGUCACAUGUCUAGUUGCUGAAAGACUUAUUCAUUUGUGUGGGGAAUUAGGGUAGAGAAUUAAUUUAGAGAAUCCCUAAAUGAGUUCAUUUUAUCCCCACUGCUUAUACCCUUCCUUCUUGUUUCAUUAUCCCUACUAAAGCCACUCUACAGAGGAUUUAUCACAAGGUGCCUUAGGAACAAAAGGAGCAUGUCUGAAAUAAGAGCCAUACAUGUCAUUAGUCCAAGGGAUUUCUCCUUGUUUUUCUGCCAAUUUGGGUAGAGGGGAGACACUUCCUACGAUCAGGCAAGGAGAGCCCUAUAGGCUGUUCCUGGAGAUUUAAGCUGUUCAUUAGACUGCCUUGUUGCUGUAAGUUGAGUCAUAGAAUGGUGUUUGAGUUUCCUGGUGCCAUAAGAUCUUUGCCUUUUAAAAUCAUAUGCUGUUGUCAUGUACCAGGGAAUACCAGAGGACUAUUCCUUUCGAUAUACUGAUGUUAAACCUGAGGACCAGAGGAACACUAGACAGGCAUAGAAGAGCAUUCCUCAUGGCCAUUCAUCAUUUUUCUCUAAAAAGAGUGUCUGAAUUCAGCACUGAGUGGUGUGUGCUUAUGUGUAUUGAGGCUGGAUAAGAGACCAAAGCAAAAAAGGUGGGGUUUUUUUUUGGUCUACAAGUGUGAAGGGAAAGACUGUUUCUCCUUUCCUCAUGUCUGGGAAGAUAUUGGAUGUGACAAUGUCAUGUAGAUGACUUGAAAAUAUCUCAAUGGGUAGAAUGGAAAACAGAACUGAUCAUGAUUGGCUAACUAAUUAGACUGUGAAAGAAGUCAGGAGUUUAGCAGGAGUCAAAAUGCUAAGUCAUUUAUCCAAAUAAGUUAAUUUGAUGUACAUACCAACAUAAUAAAGCUUUAGAAGGUACAUAAACAUGCAGAGUUCAAAUACGUCUCGCCAGGAGAAUUUUCUGUGGGGUUAUUUCACUUUGCCUCCAAAGAGUCUUUGGCAACAUGCUCUGAAACACUGGUGCGGUUGGAGCUGAAGACACAACAUCAGGCUGGGUGGACAGUGGGUCUGACUCCCCUUGGCUUUUCUGUGUUCCAUUCUGGAUUUUACACCUUGCCUUCUCAGAAGCAUCAAACAAGAAACGUACCCUUUAUCAGGCAGGGAGAGAGGAAGAAUUUUGCAAUCCAUUAGUGAGGCUAUCUGGUUUAAGCCCAUGUGGACUGGAGAGUUAAGUCCCUUGGGCAAGAAGCUGGAUGCCAACCAUAAAGCUGAGAGCUAAGGAGGCUUUCCCAAAUAAUGACCUUGCAGUUUAGGAGCUGUGUUUGGAAAUUUUAAAUAGCUGGAAAUGGUCUCCCGGCAACCUUCAGGAUGCUCUGGUGACUGCUCUCCUCAGAGGGAAGCGGUUUGCUCUCAACUCACUGCUCCAAGUUGCUAGCGUAGAUCUUUCAAUGGGGAGCAUCUUGUAGAGCUGGUCAUACCUUUUUUCAGACCUAUAUUCUUGUGAACUAUGAUGGUUGUCUGUCAGUUCUUAUCUAUGUGAUGUGAAUGUUUUUGAUGUCCUGUGAUUUCAAAAUUGAGUUCUCAGCACCAACCAUUUGCUCUUCAUGUCCUCCCAAGGUAAGAGUUUUAAAUGGAGGAGAGGAUAUUUCAACAAAAUGUGGCACUGAACCUCUUGCUGAAGGGCACAUAUGAAGGCUACAUUUGUAGCAUGCUUGCAUUCCUUCUAUGCUUGGUUUGUAUUGUUUAUAUUUGAUGUGUUGUGGCUGAUUUGUAAUAGCAUAUUGGAAUUUAUUCCCUUUAAAUAAACUUUUCACUAUGCAACCAA
Molecule: messenger RNA, 6978 nt
Organism: Strigops habroptila (Kakapo)
Lineage: Eukaryota; Metazoa; Chordata; Aves; Psittaciformes; Psittacidae
Gene: TMED8
Product: transmembrane p24 trafficking protein family member 8
Exons: 6
Coding region: 136-1086 (316 amino acids)
Source: RefSeq, a predicted model, not a curated record